GUGUCAGACAGGUGGAGGUGAGCAGGGUGUAGCCUUUCUGACGCAGCAGGUGUCUCGGUGGAUGUGUUGUUUUCUGUCUCCUCGAACAACCAGGUAACCAUUACAGGUCACAAUCUAAAGUCAGGAAUCAUGGCGCAGAAGAUAAAGGUCGAAUACUGCGGCGGAUGAGGCUACGAGCCUCGCUUCCAGGAGCUGAAGCGGGGAAUCUGCGCCAAGUUUCCGGAUGCCGAGGUGUCAGGCUUCGUGGGCCGAAGAGGAAGUUUUGAAGUACAGAUCAAUGAACAUCUGGUCUUCUCAAAAUUAGAAACAGGAGGUUUCCCUUAUGAAGAGGAUAUCAUGGAGGCCAUUGUUAAAGCUAAGGAUGGAAAGCCUGAAAAGAUCACCAGAAACCGUAAAGAGUGCAUCAUCCUCUAAAGCCUUGACCUCUGAUGGCCAUCACCAUCUCCUCUGUCCGAUGCUCACAAGCACAUUAAUACUCCGUCGCAGGAAAUGGUUUCAUUGUUUUUAAAGCUCUUCACUCUUUCCUUUAUCACUUUAGGUUUUUUGGACAUAAAUGAUUGCCAUAGCUCAAAGUUCAAAAGUUAUGGUAUGAAGCUUUAGUCCAGAAAACUCUGAACCCGAAAUAGUGUAAUAAAGAAGAUAGUGAAGAACAGAGUUCUUUUUUUAAGUUUUAUUUCAGUUUUCCUGAAGGAAUAAUCGGUGUAUUCAAGAGAUAGCCUAGUUUCACCUUUUAGAUACCUAAAACUUACAUUUAUUGAAUAGGAUUUCAAAGAUAAAGCUGUAGAAUGGUUUUAAGUGGGGACAAAAAAUACAAAAAUAAUUAGAAGGUAGGUAAGUGGUUAAAUUACUUAAUUUGGAAAAAAAAAAAAAUUCUUAGAGUACUGAAACUGAUUUAACUAGCUUGAAUAUAACUAAUAAUUGUGGUCCAUGUAUUGUAAAAAAAAAAAUCUAUCAAUAAAUAGUUCCUGAAAAUA
Molecule: messenger RNA, 974 nt
Organism: Puntigrus tetrazona (Sumatra barb)
Lineage: Eukaryota; Metazoa; Chordata; Actinopteri; Cypriniformes; Cyprinidae
Gene: selenow2b
Product: selenoprotein W, 2b
Exons: 4
Biological process (GO): negative regulation of apoptotic process; positive regulation of filopodium assembly
Source: RefSeq, a predicted model, not a curated record